CACAUGACAUUAGGUGAAUUCUCCUUUGUCCCCGGACCUGCUGCCUCCUCCUGCUUGUCAGGGGACAGAUCCAGUACAUCUCCCCUCAGCGCUGGGUGGACCUAACCCUUGCUUUCUUGGAGGAAACCCAGGAAUCCAGAGACAAAGCGGAAGGGUACUGGCGUGUGGUUGGGCAGGGCUGCCUGAGGUCGGUGUCAGCCGACCGUGGGGCUUGGUCCCAGGAGGCUGCUUACUGGGCCCUGCUCCUCUGGUUUCCCCCAAGUCGUGAUUCUGAAAUGAAUAAGGACGGUGCAGAACUGGACUGCAAAUGCAGGAUUGACUUCCUGGGAGGGUGGGGCCCCUAUCUCUCCUAGACUCUGUGGUCAGACUCUGGCCAACACCCCCUGUAAGGCCACAGGAGAGGAACAGGAGUGAUAGCCCCCAAACCCCAGUCCCACCAGGCCCGGAGGGCCCCUUUGUCACUGGAUCUGAUAAGAAACACCACCCCUGCAGCCCCCUCCCCUCACCUGACCAAUGGCCACAGCCUGGCUGGGCCCAGCUCCCUGUAUAUAAGGGGACCCUGGGGGCUGAGCACUACCAAGGCCAGUCCUGAGCAGGCCCAACUCCAGUGCAGCCGCCCACCCUGCCGCCAUGUCUCUGACCAAGACUGAGGGGACCAUCAUUGUGUCCAUGUGGGCCAAGAUCUCCACGCAGGCCGACACCAUCGGCACCGAGACUCUGGAGAGGCUCUUCCUCAGCCACCCGCAGACCAAGACCUACUUCCCGCACUUCGACCUGCACCCGGGGUCCGCGCAGUUGCGCGCGCACGGCUCCAAGGUGGUGGCCGCCGUGGGCGACGCGGUGAAGAGCAUCGACAACAUCGGCGGCGCCCUGUCCAAGCUGAGCGAGCUGCACGCCUACAUCCUGCGCGUGGACCCGGUGAACUUCAAGCUCCUGUCCCACUGCCUGCUGGUCACCCUGGCCGCGCGCUUCCCCGCCGACUUCACGGCCGAGGCCCACGCCGCCUGGGACAAGUUCCUAUCGGUCGUAUCCUCUGUCCUGACCGAGAAGUACCGCUGAGCGCCGCCUCCGGGACCCCCAGGACAGGCUGCGGCCCCUCCCCCCGUCCUCGAGGUUCCCCAGUCCCACUUACCGCGUAAUGCGCCAAUAAACCAAUGAACGAA
Messenger RNA from Pan troglodytes (chimpanzee), 1163 nucleotides. RefSeq names its product hemoglobin subunit zeta (gene HBZ). Gene Ontology annotation, cellular component: blood microparticle; haptoglobin-hemoglobin complex; hemoglobin complex. The record is from RefSeq and is a predicted model, not a curated record. Lineage: Eukaryota; Metazoa; Chordata; Mammalia; Primates; Hominidae. Bases 631 to 1059 code for a protein of 142 amino acids. The transcript has 3 exons. Gene Ontology annotation, biological process: oxygen transport; hydrogen peroxide catabolic process. Gene Ontology annotation, molecular function: peroxidase activity; oxygen binding; organic acid binding.